AUGAAGCGGAUGGGAAUGGUUCUGGUCGCACUUUGCCACUUGAUCGCUUUGGUGGCAAGCGUCGAUCGGAACAACUUCAAAACUUGCGAACAGAGCAGCUUCUGUCGCCGGUUGCGUUCGCUUGAACCACAGACGAGUGAGUUCGAGGUGUUGCCGCAGACGCUGCAGCAGUUCAAGCAGUACGUUACAUUGAACCUUGUCCACCAACACACCAAGCAUGAAUAUACGCUGAAGUUGGCAUGCGUGAAGGGAGGCGGAUCUUUCCACAUGCAGGUGGAUGAGAAGCACCCACUGAGUGUCAGGUACCGGGUGCAGGAUGCACUCGUACAAGAACCACAAUACGGCCCUACCAAGGUAGAAAGUACGUCCGGCACGCUGAUUAUGGUGGCUUGUGGUGAGGGCAGCGGUGUGAAGGCCGCGAUCCAGGUCGCCCCGUUCAAGGUGGACUUUUUCCAGCAGGGCAAGCUGGUGGUGACGGCAAACGGUAAAGGUAUGAUGCGAUUCGAACAUUUGCGUCACAAACCGGAACCGAAGGCAGAACAGAACGUGGCAGAUGAGGCGGAACCGGCACAGAAGGAGGGUGAGCAGGUGGAGCAAGCCGAUGAACCACCGGCCGAUGAUCCGGGUGCAUGGGAGGAAAAUUUUAAAUCCCACCACGACUCGAAACCAAAAGGACCGGAAGGGUUGGCGUUAGAUUUUACCUUCCCGCAGGCGAAGGUACUAUUCGGUAUUCCGGAGCAUGCGGAUACGUUCGCGCUGCGUCACACGGCCACGAAGGGCACCGAUCCGUACCGGUUGUACAAUCUAGAUGUGUUUGAGUACGAGCUGAACAAUGGUAUGGCACUGUACGGUUCGGUACCGGUUGUGUACGGGCACGGGGAAACAUCGACCAGUGCGGUGUUUUGGCUGAAUGCGGCUGAAACGUGGGUCGAUGUGUUUAGCACGAACCGUGACACGGACGUUGUUUCGUCGCUGGUCAAUCUGGUAUCGUGGAACAGCCAGACCGAACCACCGGCCGCUAACUUCAUCUCGGAGAGUGGCAUUAUGGAUGUGUUUGUGCUGCUCGGUCCAGCGCCGAUCGAUGCGUUCCGACAGUACACCGACCUGACCGGGAAGGGACCGUUGCCACAGCUGUACGCGAUCGCUUACCAUCAGUGUCGCUGGAACUACAACGACGAACGGGACGUGGAGAUGGUUUCGGCAAAGUUCGACGAGCAUGAUAUACCGAUGGACACGAUGUGGCUGGAUAUUGAGUACACGGACGGCAAGCGCUACUUUACCUGGGAUCAUCACAAGUUCCCACAUCCGGUGGAGAUGAUUCGCAAUCUGACCGACCUCGGGCGUCACCUCACCAUCAUUAUCGAUCCGCACAUUAAGCGCGAUGGUGGAUAUUUCUUCCACAACGAAUGUACCGACCGUGGACUUUAUGUGAAGAACAAGGACGGCGGUGAUUACGAAGGAUGGUGCUGGCCAGGUGCGGCCAGUUACGUGGAUUUCUUCAGUCCGGACGCACGGCGUCAUUACGCGGACCAGUAUCUGCUGGAAAACUUCCGCGAACAGUCGGAGACGGUCGGCAUCUGGAACGAUAUGAAUGAACCGUCCGUGUUUAAUGGACCGGAGGUGACUAUGCUGAAGGAUAAUGUGCACCACGGAGGGUUGGAGCAUCGGGACGUGCACAAUCUCUACGGCCACAUGCAGCUGAUUGCGACGUUCGAUGGUUUGCUGCGGCGUGGCAACGGUCGUUUGCGUCCGUUCAUCCUAACCCGGUCACACUUUGCGGGCAGCCAGCGCUAUGCGGCUGUUUGGACGGGUGACAACAUGGCGGACUGGGGACAUUUGCAGGCAUCGAUCAAGAUGUGCCUAUCGCUUUCUGUCGCCGGUAUUAGCUUCUGCGGUGCGGAUGUAGGUGGCUUCUUUGGCAAUCCGGACGGUGAGCUGUUUUCGCGCUGGUAUCAAACCGGUGCGUUCCAACCGUUCUUCCGUUCGCACGCACACAUUGAUACGAAGCGGCGUGAACCGUGGUUGUUCCCGGAGGAUGUAAAGCUCGUCAUACGGGAUGCGAUCCGGAAGCGUUACCGGCUGCUGCCGUUCUGGUACACGAUGUUUUACGAGCAUGAGCGCAGUGGGCUACCGAUUAUGCGCCCACUGCUAGCGCACUAUCCGACGGAUGUGAAUGCAUUUGCGAUCGAUAAUCAAUAUCUGCUCGGAGAUCAACUGCUGGUGGCGCCGGUGCUGGACCAGAAGCAGCAGCGAAGUCGCGAGGUGUACUUCCCGGUGCGAGGUGAUGGACAAGGUGACUGGUGGUACGAUUGCGACACGUACCGCAAGCACACUGGCACGGGUGUGGAAGCGAUCCCGGUCGAUAACUACAAGGUGCCGGUGUUCCAGCGGGGUGGUACGAUUCUGCCGACGAAGGAACGUAUUCGCCGUGCAUCGACACUGAUGCGACACGAUCCGUAUACGCUGACGGUGGCACUGGACCGGGAUGGACGUGCAAAGGGUACGCUAUACAUAGACGACGAGCAAAGCUACGAGUACCGGCGGGGUCACUAUCUCUACUUGGAGUUUGAGUUCCGCGACGGUGUGCUGAGCAGCCGGAAAAUUGAUACCACCGCCACCUACCAGACGGAUGCAUGGUUCGAGCGGGUUGUUAUCGUCGGGCUGGGAAAAGUCCCAACAGCGGCCACCCUCUAUACCGAUGCGUCCGGCGCUGCCACUGGCCGGUUGGAGCUGGAGCGUGCUGGAGAUGUUGUGACCGUGCGCAAACCGGGCGUCUCCAUGCUUGACGCUUGGUCGAUUAAACUCGAUUUCUAA
Messenger RNA from Anopheles marshallii, 2814 nucleotides. RefSeq names its product neutral alpha-glucosidase AB (gene GCS2alpha). The record is from RefSeq and is a predicted model, not a curated record. Bases 1 to 2814 code for a protein of 937 amino acids. The transcript has 3 exons. Lineage: Eukaryota; Metazoa; Arthropoda; Insecta; Diptera; Culicidae. Gene Ontology annotation, biological process: carbohydrate metabolic process; N-glycan processing. Gene Ontology annotation, molecular function: carbohydrate binding; alpha-glucosidase activity.